Molecule: messenger RNA, 1757 nt
Organism: Stegostoma tigrinum
Lineage: Eukaryota; Metazoa; Chordata; Chondrichthyes; Orectolobiformes; Stegostomatidae
Product: ADP-ribose pyrophosphatase, mitochondrial-like
Exons: 8
Coding region: 327-1355 (342 amino acids)
Molecular function (GO): ADP-ribose diphosphatase activity
Source: RefSeq, a predicted model, not a curated record
UCGAAUACCAGGGAGAGACAACGUCAGAGUCUGAGUGUGACCAAGGACGAGUGUGGUCAGGGAGUGUCAGUGUCAGUGUUGUAGGCUCCAAGGACGUGAUUAGCCAAGGAUUGAGCAGGAGGCUGUGUCUUUAGGUUUGGAAGUGGGAACCUGACCAGUUAAUAUAAACAGGGCUAAGUGUUAGCAUCUAAGUGUUGGGCUGUGACUGUGAGCAGGCUGAGUGUAAAUGUUGUGGAAAACAAGAAUUGAAAGCUGUUGGUGUGAUGGGACUGGAAUUAUAUUAGGUGGUCUGGAUGUGAGCAGAAACGUUGUGAAUCUGACUAAUUAUGAGUUUUCCCAAACGUAAUCUAUGGAGGACAAUGAGUGUGUGCAUGGUCUGCACUGCCCUCCAAUGCUGGAUUUGGAUCAGAGACAGUGUCUGCCUUGCCCAGUCUGGUUGGUAUAAGCCUGCAACUUACCCAGUGUGCGACGCCUCACAUCAGAAUACAGAAAGCUUAUCGAUGAUUCACGUCAAGGCACGAAAGUCCCCGUAUCCAGGGUCUCAGGUCCAGCGCUUCCCUGUCCCUGACAGCUAUGUUAGCUGGAGCGUGGCAUGGCCAGAAUAUGAGCCAGUGGAUUACACAGCAGAUAGUAUCCAGGCUUGUCCUGUGUGGGCAGAUCCUGACUACAGAAAGGAAGGACAGUCAGAACAUGGUCCACAAUUCAAUGCACUGGAUGGUAAAAUUGACCGGAGGAGCUUUCUGGGUUGCUAUGAAUUAGAUGAAGACAAGCUGCCUCUGAAUCCAAUGGGAAGAACGGGAAUCACUUCUCGAGGAUUGUUGGGAAAAUGGGGACCAAACCACGCUGCUGAUCCCAUUGUCACACGGUGGAAGAGAAAGGCAGGGAAGAAGGUGAUUCAUAAACGAUCUGGUAAACCCAUCCUGCAGUUUGUCACAAUAAAACGGAAGGAUAAUGGAGAAUGGGCAAUUCCUGGGGGCAUGGUGGAUGAUGGAGAGCUUGUGUCAGCAACCCUGAAACGUGAGUUUGGGGAAGAAGCUCUUGAUUCUUUGGCUGCCUCCACCUCUGAGAAGAAUCGCUUGAGGAAACUGUUCCAGAGUAUUUUUAGUAAAGAGAAUUCCAAGGAAGUGUUUACAGGAUAUGUGGAUGAUCCUCGGAACACCGACAAUGCCUGGGUGGAAACGGUGGCAGUAAAUUUUCACGAUGAGACAGGGGACAGUGUGGGACAACUGGAUCUGCAUUCAGGUGAUGAUGCUGGCCACGUCCAGUGGUCUGACAUUGACCAAAGCCUCCAGCUCUAUGCCACACACUGCCGCUUCCUGAAGAGUGUAACUGAGCUGAGGGAUGCCCACUGGUAGUGGCUAACAACGAUCAAUAUGGUCCUAGAGACAUUAACUCAAUGUGAAGUGUACAAAGAAUUAAGAAAAUGGAAGAGAGUAAGGUAAAUUGCACAUUGAGUCACAUUCUGUGCUACUAGAUUGGAAUAUCGAUCAUUCAUAGAGAAUGAACCUAAAAUAUUGUCAACUCUAUUCCUUCAUCCUGUCUCUCUUUCCUCUGUCACUUGUCCCUAUCCUCUACUGCUAUCUCCCAAUCAUCCUUGUUUUUCAUCCUCCCUUUUUCCAUUUAUUACAAAUAAUGUUUUGAGGAAAAUUGUAAAGAAGUUCUCAAACAAUUCAUUUAAUUGUCAAAGAAUAAAAGAAGUCAAUUUAUGACCCACUAUUAAAAGCAAUCAUUGAAAAGUGAAAGAACAAACCAUCUAU